ACAACAAUAACAAUAACAACAAUAAUAACAUAAGCAAAAAGUAAAAAGUAAACAACAACAAACUUGCCAAGUAAGAAGCACCUUAGAAUAAAACAAGCCGCAAUUGUGGCACUGGCGACAGUUGCAACUUUAACGGUUGCAGCAAUCAGAAUCGAAUCGUAGUUGGUUGGAACUACGAAGUUGGCAUAGCGGUUUUAUAUCGUAAGCGUCUAAUUCCACACCAUCUUCCAUAUUCGCACUAUCAGCAACAACAUCAACAUCAACAUCAGCGUCAACAUCAUUGCCAGGCAGGACUACACAAUGGAUUUAUGGUUUUUAUUAUGUUUGCUGCUCUUAAACAAAACUGUCACAGUAUUUGGACAAUUGGGUGGCAGUUUAAUCAUGUUGACCCCAUCGACGCCAUCAAUAACGCAUUUCGUAAACGACUCCUUUAUCAUAAAGUGCAACCCCCUACAAAAGGAUAUCAACGUCAAAUGGAGGGAUCCGAAGGGCAUAACAUUCGAGAAUAAAAAAGGACGUGUUCAUAUCGAGCAGCGCGAUAAAAGUGGCUGGGCUCUGGUCUUCACGCAUAUUGCCCUCGAGGACAAAGGCAAUUGGACUUGCGAAGCAUCACUGGCAGAUGGUGCUGCUGCACGAGAGGCAAAAAAAUCCUUCGAGCUGCUUGUGAAUCAAAAAAUCUCAUUCGACAAAACGGAAAUGGUGCAAUCAGCACGCGAAGGUCGGGACGCAACUGUAUAUUGUUUCGUUAAAGGCGAUCCCAUGCCAGAUAUCUCCUGGCUAUACAAUGGCGAGUACAUUAACACUGCCAGUUCGACCAAACACAAAAGGCUCUCUGAUGGACUCUUCAUUAAGAACGUUACGCAGGCGGAUGCUGGCGAGUACACAUGUCGCGCCAUGCGAAUAACACCAACCUUUUCGGAUUCCGAUCAAAUUACGAUAUUGCUAAGGAUACAACAUAAGCCGCAUUGGACCUUUAAUGAAAGUGAGCGCAUACAAUUCGCCUACGUUGGUGGGACAGUAAACAUAUCAUGCGAAGCCAUGGGCGAACCACCGCCGUCUUUCAAAUGGGUGCAUGAUGGCAGCGCAUUAGCUGGUCGCAAUUAUCGUGUUUUCUACGCCGAUUAUGGUUCUACAUUGCAAAUCCAUGUGAAAAACGAAACGCAAUUUGGCGAUUACAAGUGCAAAGUUUCAAAUCCUUUGGGCAUGUUGGAGCGUACCAUUAAUCUGAGCAAGGGACAAAAACCUGGCAGGCCAACACGCUUUCAGCUAAAACGCUUAUUCGUUGAUGGAUUCGAACUAGAUAUUAAAUCAGUUAAAUACUCCAAUGUGGAGGAAAACAUGCAAAUUUUUGGUUAUUGCGUUGAGUACAUGAGUGACAAUGAUUUCAAAUACAGCGCAGGAAAUUGGAGCUAUGCAAAAAAAAAGGAAUUCUCAUUCCAUCAAGGUAACCGAUUCAUCAUAGUCGGUCUAGACCGAAAUACAACUUAUUUUUUGCGUGCUUCAUCAAGGAACUUAGCUGGUUUAAGUGAUUGGACUCCAGUCAUGCAAUUCGCUACAUUAUCUAAUUUCUCCAUAAAAUUAUCAAACGUCUCGAUAUGGAAGACGUGUCUCGUAGUUCUCGUAGGAUUUAUCGUCGUAAACCGUUUCAAGCAUUUCUAAGCUAAAUUGUUUAGAACUAAAAACCGUAAACAAAACAAUAAAAUCAAGAACAACAACAAAGUAAAAAUAUACUAUAAACCUAAUCUAUACUUAUUGUAAUCGUCAAAGUUAUUAUCUCAUUUAUUUUGUCUGUACCUGAUUUAUUUCGUAUACUUAAAGUUUGAGGAAAAUACACGAAAAUAUUUAUUUGUAUUUCUGUGAUAGAUUUAGUCAAUUCUUUGAACUAUGAUUUCGCACUCAAGAAUCGACGACCGACCGAUUUGUUUGACAAAUUCCGCAUUUCCAUUAAUUAAGACAUAAUUUCUAUUUUUAUUAUAUAUAAAUAUAAAUAUAUUUAUUUAAUAUGAGUCUAUAGUUACAUAUAUAUGUGCGUGGUUAUGUUAGUUGUUAAAGCUUGAUUGUUACUAAUUUAAAAGAUUAUUGCCAUCAUUAACGUUAAUUAUUAAGAAUAAUUUUGAUACCAAAGUUUUUCAUUUUUGUAUGAAAUUUAUUGAUCAAUGUUAAAUGUAAAACAUAAGAAACAUAAGACAAACUUCGAAGAUUUUACUAAUGCAUAAUAAGUCCAAAUAAAGUAAAUAAUAUUAAAUUAUAAUAUUGUACGAGAAAAAUUAUGAAGAAAUAAAUAUAGCUUAAAUAUACUUAAAAUACCAGAAACCAAAAAUGAUUAUGAGAAUUGAUGACAUUACA
Molecule: messenger RNA, 2346 nt
Organism: Teleopsis dalmanni
Lineage: Eukaryota; Metazoa; Arthropoda; Insecta; Diptera; Diopsidae
Product: neural cell adhesion molecule 2
Exons: 7
Coding region: 301-1659 (452 amino acids)
Cellular component (GO): neuron projection
Molecular function (GO): protein binding
Source: RefSeq, a predicted model, not a curated record